Messenger RNA from Oryzias latipes (Japanese medaka), 11939 nucleotides. RefSeq names its product leucine rich repeat containing 4Ba (gene lrrc4ba). Gene Ontology annotation, cellular component: postsynaptic density membrane; glutamatergic synapse; plasma membrane. Gene Ontology annotation, biological process: regulation of presynapse assembly; regulation of postsynaptic density assembly; positive regulation of synapse assembly. Gene Ontology annotation, molecular function: signaling receptor binding. NCBI's taxonomy places the organism in Eukaryota, Metazoa, Chordata, Actinopteri, Beloniformes, Adrianichthyidae. The record is from RefSeq and is a predicted model, not a curated record.
UACCUUUUUUUCCCCCUUUACCUCUGAUAUCCUCACCACACCUGCAGAAGCGGCGUCUAAACCCGGCUUUCUGAUGGGAUCUGCAAUGGCAGCAGGGCUCAGAUCCAAUGAGGCAGUGCUGCUCAGGUGGGGCUCAGCUCUGUGAGUGCAUGUGAGUGUUGCCAAGGCAACCGGCCAAGCAGCAAAUGUACCAAGCAGUAAACACCACCAUCAUCAGAGAUGAAGCUCAUGCGGAGGACAUGGAUGAGUAAAAUGUGCAGCCAAGUGGAAAAGACGACCUGCAGGAGUGUCGAUCCACCCACGGACAUAGGACGACCAGCGAGUUAUGACGUCAUGAUUCGUUUAUUGUGUGAUUGAGCAGUUUAAAACUCCCGGGAUGCAACUUUUUAAAAACAUAUUUACUAUAGAAAAGAAUGAAAUGAAAGAGAUGUAGAGUUUCAAAGUCAGCGGCCGCAGAGGUCCAGCAUCCUCCCCGCCCGCCAGUGGCUCCAUCCACACACCUGAAGCUUUCUGAGACAGCUCUCAUUAUAGCAGCGGUGGCAGCGCAGCACUUGGAAAGGCUGAAUCAAUCUGAGAGAGAAAGGAGAGGGAGGGGGAGACAGAGGAGGGAGAAGAGACAGCGUCGGCGGCGGCUCUGCAGUGGAAUACGCUGGAACUGAAACCGGGAGCUCUCGGUUACCGAACGGCGCGCUUCGGUCAGGAUGCGUUACGGGACCUGAUGGCAGCAUCCUCACGGAAAAGUUACUCCUGGGUUUCUCUCACUUCACUCAAAUCCCCCGACAACUCCAGGAGAAAAAGGAAUAGCAUCUGUUUAUCUGCAUAGUUUGGCUUCAAAAACAAGAGAAGGAGACGCAGAUCGACGGAGGACAAAACCCUCUCCGGGGAUGCGGAAUUAGAAGGAGCAGACUGGCACAGCAGGACUAAAAGUAAAGAAUUCCUCCCACCAGAGUGGAUUCACCUCACCUGUACCUCCGGAUUAAAGAGCAGGGUCAUGUCCCAGUUGCCAUGCGCAUCGCCACGCUAACCUGCCUUCCCAGCCCCUCCCCCUUCCUCUUUCUAUUGGCCCAGCUGCUAUUGUGGCUCCUCCUCCUCCCUGGGCAGGAGCUCGUAGGAGCCGCCUCCUGCCCCUCCCUCUGCACCUGUUCCAACCAGGCCAGCCGAGUCAUCUGCACCAGACAAAACCUGGAGCAGGUCCCCGAGAGCAUAUCUGUUAACACACGAUACCUCAACCUGCAGGAGAACUCCAUACAGGUUAUAAAGUCGGACACCUUCAAGCACUUGAGGCAUCUUGAAAUCCUCCAACUAUCCAAGAAUCAGAUACGUCAGAUUGAAGUUGGAGCGUUCAAUGGCCUCCCCAACCUCAACACACUGGAACUCUUUGACAACCGGCUCACACAGGUGCCGUCAUACGCUUUUGAGUAUCUCAGCAAACUGCGAGAGCUAUGGUUGCGCAACAACCCCAUUGAGGAUCUCCCAGGUUACGCCUUCAACCGUGUACCCUCGCUGCGCCGGUUGGAUUUGGGCGAACUUAAAAAGUUGGAUUUCAUCUCAGAUGCAGCCUUUGUGGGCCUCGUCAAUCUAAGGUACUUGAACCUCGGAAUGUGUGGAUUGAAGGACAUUCCCAAACUGACAGCGCUUGAGCGACUGGAAGAGCUGGAGUUGUCAGGAAAUCGGCUGGAGAUCAUCCGUCCUGGUUCCUUCCAGGGUCUGGGGGCUCUUCGGAAGUUGUGGCUCAUGCAUUCACAGGUGUCCGUCAUCGAACGUAACGCCUUUGAUGACCUGAAGAACCUGGAAGAGCUGAACCUGUCUCAUAAUUCCUUGCACUCAUUGCCACAUGAUCUCUUCACACCGCUCCACCAGCUGGAGAGAGUCCAUCUCAACCACAACCCCUGGGUCUGCAACUGUGAUGUGCUUUGGCUUAGUUGGUGGUUGAAAGAGACCGUGCCAAGUAACACCACCUGCUGUGCUCGCUGUCAUGCUCCCCCAAUCUUAAAGGGCAAGUACAUUGGUGAGCUUGACCAGAGCCACUUUACCUGUUAUGCACCUGUCAUUGUGGAGCCGCCCACUGACCUAAAUGUCACAGAGGGAAUGGCUGCUGAGCUGAAGUGUCGCACAAGCACUUCCACAACGUCUGUCAACUGGAUCACCCCCAAUGGCACGUUGAUGACGCACGGGUCCUACAGGGUACGGAUAUCCGUCCUGCAUGAUGGCACUCUUAACUUCACAAAUGUUACCCUGCGAGACACGGGUCAGUACACCUGCAUGGUUACCAACGCUGCCGGCAACACCACGGCCACCGCUGUCCUCAACGUUACUGCUGCUGAUACCAAUGUCAACUACACCUACUUUACAACGGUUACGGUGGAGACGGAGGGCGAAGGAGGUAACAGUUAUGACCUGGUUCCAAUCAAUGGGACCUUCCUUCCGGGUCACCCUGGUCCCACGUCCUCUGAACUGUGGUUUAGUGGUGUUCCCACCACAGAUUCCUCCCUUCCUCCUGGCAGAUCCUCUUCCUCCCCUCGUGCCACUCGACCAACCUUCACUGUGCCAAUCACUGAACCGGGCUUCUCCGGUCUGGAUGAUGUGAUGAAGACCACCAAGAUCAUUAUUGGCUGCUUUGUAGCUAUUACUUUUAUGGCAGCAGUGAUGCUGGUGGUGUUCUACAAGUUGAGGAAGCAGCAUCAGCUACACAAACAUCAUGGGCCAGCUCGGGCCAUCGAGAUCAUCAACGUGGAGGAUGAGCUGGGACCUGGAGCCGGCGGUCGGGGCAGUGGCAUCUCCGGAGGAUCCACAGUGAUGCAGGGUGGAAGCAGUGGAAUAGGAGGGGGCCAGAGCCUCAGGUUGCACCAUCCAGAGAUAGUCAACAUACCCAACCUGGCUCGAUCGGAGCACCUCAACCACUAUUACAAAACCCACCACUUUAACAACAAUAUGAUGGGCCUGGGCAUUGGCACGGGUUCGGGUGCGGGCCUUAACAACAACAACAACCCGUGCUCGCAAUCACAGACCUUAUCCUGCUCCCAGAUUUCAGCUAGUGGUGGGGGAGCGCCCACAAGUUGCACCCUGCCCUCACCUGUACCCCUUUCCCAGUUGGGCCUUCACAGUUCUCUGAAAGGCCUGAAGGGUAAAGGCCAGAACGAGCCACUACUUUUUAAGAGUGGCUCAAAGGAAAAUGUGCAAGAGACUCAGAUCUAAAUAAAAGUGAGGCGUGAAGUAAGAGGAACGGACUACAGGGAAAAAGGCACAUAUAGAGAACGUCUGCAAAGCUGAGGGUGAGAGGCUGGCUGUCGCUCACUUUUCGUACUUGUAGAUUUUUCUAAUGAUGUUCCAGAAAACCACAGUUUUGUGACUUCUGUUUAUGAACCGAGAGAAGCAGACAGGAAGACAGAAUAAGACAGUCCAACAGUCCUAUUAACGCUUCCACACAAAACCAACUUUUAGCCAAAAAACACCAGAAUGUGGGCGACUUGUUUUAGUCAGUGAAGAGAGGUCACCCUUCUUGACAAAGACGCCAGUGGUGGAAAAAAAACAUAUGCAGUGAUCCGUCCAGAUUGUUCUGAUUAUUUCCAGCCACGUUCAGUGUAUAUAUUUGGAAGUAGACAAAGUGUUAGCCAUUGAACAUGUUGUCAGAUUAGUGUUUGGCAAAGGCAGUGAAUUACAAACACUGAUUUGUGUGUGCGCUGUGGACCCAGGUUUCCAGGAAGCAUUCAAAUCCAGGUGAACCAGAAUUAGAACAAAGCACUGGAUCUGCCCAGGACAUAAAAACGACAAAUAGUAUUUUUCAGAGGCAGAUUUGCUUUUUUGCUGUGCUUUUUUUUUCUCCCCCUUUCACACUGUCUGCUGUCUGCUUUGAAGGAGGAUGGCUGCAGAGUGGGAUUAUCACGGGACAGGCAACUUCCUGCAUAAAAAUAAAGGUCAAAGGAUUAAAAAAAAGACUGGACAUACAUAUUAUAUAUACCGUAAAUAUAUUUUCAUUUAAAUAAAUAAAUUAUAAAGAAUCUUUAUCAAGCUUCUGACUGAAAAGUACAAUGUAUGAAAAUAUAUAUUGGAAGAAAAAAAAAAGUACUCCAGGGAGAUUUUUUGGUGGCUCUUCCGCUCACAGCUUUUCUCAACUUGGAAUAAAACAGCCACCCUGACUGCCCUUCGCAAGGACACAAGUGGAAAGUGGCAUCUAGUGAGCUUGGCAAAAUGCUUUUAUUUUGGUCUUCGAUUUUUUUUUUGUAGCCACAGACGGUGUUUCCCCUCUGAACAGGGUCAUUGGAAGCAGAGGGUCCUUACACUCCUGCAAAAAUACAAGAAGCUUCUCGUUUGGUAUCAGGUGGCACUGUAGUAUGAGUAAUAAAGAUCAUAGCAUUUUUCAUGAUUAUCCUUUAAUAAUCAACAACAUUAUAUGAUGGGCGGUUUGGUCAAAUAAUGCCCAUCAACGGGUUGAACAUUAUAAUUGCAGGCUUCCAGAAUUCAGUUUUCAACUCAAAAUAUAGAUGAAGACAUGCUAUUAUUCUUACUUCGGGAGCCAACAGGUACCAGACGAGUUUGUUUGUGUAAGAAAAGUGAUAGCUGAUCCUAAAGCCGUGGGACACGCUCAAUGGAGUCGACACCUGCAACACAAAGAAACAACCUCCAAAAAAUGGCUUCUUCAAGUCCAGUCUCCACCAACUCAUGUGAUGUCUGGAGCAGUCAGGGACCCUGGUGUUAUCAGGCGUGAAAGGCAUGAAGUUUUUGAUGAAGACUGCACCUUUGCAGAGGAUUAUUUCACAGCUGUAUCUCAGUGUUACCGUGUUUGAUUGGAUUUUAUGGCAGCAGAGAGCUAAAUGGACCACAGACAAGCAGUUUGAAAGGUAAGCGAAGCUUGUUUCAUGAGGAAAGCGGCAUACAGUAUUGUAUACAGAGAUGGGUGAAACAUUUUUCUAAUGAAAAAGACAAUAAAAAAACAGAACCCGAUAGAUCUCCUUUAAAAAAAAAAAAACUAUUCUAUGUGUUUUCAUUUUUGUUUUUUAUCUAGUUUGGUUAUUUUUUUUAUCACGUGUUAUCUUUAUUGUAAUAUUGUUAUUGUUAUUAUAAUUAGCUAAUUACACUGGUUAUAAUCAAGAGAGAUGUUCUUUUAGCAGAGGUCACUUUGAAAAAUUAACAAAAUAUAUAACCUGGCACAUAAAAUGGCAAUUGAAGUCUGUGAAAUUCAGUGGCUAUUUUGAUUUCUUCACGUUCUGAUCAACUUUACUUGUAGUAUCACUGUUUGUAUCCCUUGUAGCUGCUCUUGAGAUGAGACGUAGCGAAUGUGAACUAGUCAGCAGUGGGUCCUCUUAUGGUUCUGUUUGUUUUGUUUUGUUUUCUGCACAGGGGGACAGGAAAGGCCCUGCUCUGGUUUACAGGCUUACUUGUGCUCGCUGUGUACUUUUCCGUGAAUGUCAUCACCAUCACCACACUCAGAGCGUGAUUGCGCUGUGUCAAUGCCCCGUUACCAUGGCUACGCGUCGGUCUAAUGCGCCAAGCCGCGUCACCGUCAGCGCCUCAUGAGGCACUACUCUGCUCCCUGUCAGCCUCGCUCCUCUGAGCCGCCGCAUCUCACCGAGAGGGCCAGUGUUCCUUCGGUGGAGGCCAAUCAGCCAGAGCGUUGUGCCCGUGUCUUCACUGCCCCCACCCCCAGCAUCCUGCCAUCAGGUUUCCCUGGCAACUGUUGCUGCUGCGACAGCUCUUAUCACAACUGUUUAAUUCUGGUUUUGAAUGCUAAAUAGUCGAGCGCAGGCAGUAAAAAAAAAAAAAAAAUAGGUCUCUGUUUUCUCGUUAUUGGAGAGCAAAGAAAUUCGUUCAAUUAUCGGAGGAUUUUGGUCAUUUUUCCCUGGCAGAACACUAACUUUCUGCCAAGACCACUACGAAAGACUUCAAUGCUCCUGAGGAUUUCGAAUCAUACCCCAUCAUGAACAUAUUCCUCACAACUCAUUUACAUAUUCAGCUGCCUCUGUGUGUGCAAACAGGAGAAAGUGUCACGUGGGCAUGCUUGUGUGAUUGAUUUUUGUCUCCUUUUUAUCGUACAUCUCCAGCCGAAAAGCAAAAGACUGUUACAAAAGCUGUUUAUCCUUGGUUAGUCAUGAAGCUGUGUCGCACCAGGCCCAUCUCCUGUUGUAGCUCCUGAUGAAGCAUUGCGUAGCCCCCGUUGCUCCUGUGAACUGGCUCAAAGCAGAGGCCGUGUCACUGAGGCUUUGGCGUGAGAGCGAGCAGUGGCGGUGCUGGAGACUCUCAGUCACCGUGCUGCAGUGUCUGAGUCACAGCAGUGAACAAGCUCCCAUCAAUUUAAUGGAAGUGCUGUGUUUACAGUGCAGGAAGGGGUCCACCCAGUCACCCAUAGGGAGUAGCCCCCAAAAUAGUGGUUCGUUUCAGGCCGUUGUAGUGCGCGUGCAGAUUUUGAAAGAUGUCACACGUUUAUUGAUGCGGCACGGUUCAGGUGGGCUUCUGUGAGCGUGGUUGUGUAAGAAGGCUAAGAGGGAGGAGGGGCGGUCAAACCUCCAUUUUAAAUCCCCACUUUAAAGCAGCUCUGUCUGCCUCCUUCUGCUUCAGGCUGCUUUAAUGAUCCUCUCACUGACACUUUAAGUAAAAACUGGAUUUUCUUUUUUUAUAUACUUAAGCAGAUCCCCUCCUCUUUGCUCUCUUUCUCUCCGUAUUUGGGUAAAACCAAUUCAUAAAAGGACUCCUCAGACCUCUGCUCUCAGAAAAGCAUCCCUGGCCUUUUUUAACCCCCCCGGCCACAGCUUGCAGAGGGUCGAAUGGUCAAGUGCACACAGCUGUAGUUUUGGCUUUGAUCAAGGUUAAUACUUUGAAUUGGACUGUUUAUUAUUGCCUGAUCAUCAGAAUGAAUCCUAAAGUCUGUUUUCAAAAAGGCUUUUGGUGUUUAAAAACAAUCAAAAAUCUGACCCUCUUAUAUUUUUUAUCCCAGGUUGACGUCAGUACGAAAUGUCUUUAAAUAAAGUAUUUGACUGCCCAGAACAUCCUCACCAUGGCAACCAGGCAGAGUUCAGGUUACUGAAGCUAAAGUCAAAAAUGCUAGGAGCUUGUCAAAGGUACCUUACAUUGAAACACACAAACAUCUUCUGACAAAUAUUCAGCGCCGAUCGUUUAGUCCCCUUCAUAACUAGAGCUUUAAGUUAUUAUUAUAUAAUAUAAUACAAUAUUAUAUUAUAUUUCAUUAUAUUAUAUUAUAUUAUAUGAUAUUAUAUUAUAUUAUAUUGUAUAUGAAACAUUAUUUGACCAUGUUUGGAUCUAUUUAAAAAAAAAAAAGAAAAAAAAAAGUAGUUUUCUAGGACAUAGUUUCUGCAGAACAGCGGGAGUUCAUUAGAAAAGUUCCUCAGAGUUGUGAGCGGGACUCUUAGGGUGGAGUGAGCCUUCCCUAACUUUCCAUCAUCCAUCUGUUUACAUGCUCUACCGUUAGCUUACCAACCCUCACACCUCCAACCUCACAUUAGCGGUGCAACAAAAAUGAGCAAUAGGACUAUGCAGCUGCACAGUUUGGAGAUAGAUUCUAGCUCAGACGGGGAAAACAACUCAUGAAUCUAAUUGUCUACAAGUAGAUUAAUCAGAAUGGAGUGGAGCAGGGAGCUUGUGCCUUGCCAUAGUAGCUUCUACAUCACACCUCCAAGCUUUUUCUAGCUGUAUUUGUUCGUCUGCACUGGAUUCAUAAACAAUUUGAAUAAAGAAAUGCUCAGAAAUGCAAUUUUAAGCUUAGUUUUCUUCAUAAAUGCCACAAGAUAAUGUUAAAAACACAAUUUUCAUCAGAGUGGGCCUUUAAACUUACUGCAAAAGUUCUUCACCUUUGGAACGUUCCUCAUUUCUCACAUGUACUUAAUUACAUUGACAAAAAGAACAGUGUGAAACAAGGCUUGUUGUCACAGUUGUCAUGGUAACAAUGUGGGCAUGGAUGCCAACAACACUUCCUUAAGAAAAAUUAGGAAAUUUGUUUUUAAAAGAAACAAAAACAAAAAAAAUCAUAUUUUCUUUCCUUGCGCAUGAAAAGGAUGGUUGCUAUGAGCCUGUCAGGCUCACUUUAAAUCAAAACUUCAGCCAUUCUUUUCUGUCCUCAUAGAAACUGCUCUACGCAAUCUGCAGGAGGCUCAGCCAAGGGUGAUUACGGGCCGAGGCGAGGGCGUUCAAUGCUGCUUCCAGCUUUCUUUUUUUUCAUUGUUUUGCUGGAGCCCAUUUGUAUGGGAGAGCAGCACCUGUUGGUGAAGCUUAAGUGAUUUUUAAUGCGCUUUUUCAGUAGCUGUAUUUAAGGUUAAUCACCUUGACGGAGACGUGACUUUUAGUCAUAACGAUGCACACGAAACCGUCUGGGGCCGCUGUGUGAUUUCAAUGAUGAGAACAUUCCAGGUUCUGUUUUGUUCACCUUGUGACCAGCAGUGUUGAAACCACGGCUGUGUUUGUGCCAGCCCCCGAGGGCUGUACUACACACUUGUAAACCCCUGCAUUACAAGCUCUUUGCAAGCUCCACACUGCAUAAUUCCCCCCCUCCAUUUAAAAAUAGCAGUGAAGCGAUAGCUGGGCUUAAUGCAUUAUUGAUACAUAUGGUGUCAAUGAUGCAUGUGCAAAGGCAGCAGGGCUAAUUUUCUCCAUAUUGCAGAGGCCACAAGCAUCAAACUGGGUUUUAAUUUAUAAGCGUGGUUAUUGCUAUUAUUUUUCACACGGCCAUUGUAGCUAUCUGGCCAAAUGCUGCAGCUUGUCUUCUUACAUGACAGCUUCUAUGAUUCUGUUAAAUGCAGCGCGGGUUUGUGUGCCACUGUGUCAUCAUCUGCCCCUCCCCAGCCAGCAGCAGCAGCAGCAGCAGCUCGCCAGGCUUCGCAGUGCCUCUGCCAUUGGAUGCUGGCAGUCAUAGGCUGGUUUUAUCACCCUCAACUGACUUAAUGACAAUGCCUUUUUUUUUUUUUUUUUUUGGUGCCCCGGUCAUUCUGUUCAGUCACAUUAUGGGAAAAUGAAGAAGUUUUGUCAGAUGUGUGCAGACAUUUUUCUGUGUCAUCACUGUGAAAUUGAAAACCCUGCCCUGGAGCCACUUAUCAAACCUGACCACACACUCAAGUACAAGUUAGAGCCACAUGCCUGCACACACACAGACUCGCUGAAACUGAAUGACUGAGUGAUUUAUUGAUUGAGGAGGAGCCUUUUUCAACACUUUGCAGCUGAGUGCAGUGGAGGUUAAUGCAACCCUCUCGCCGGCUGCCAUGGCGCUCUGUGCGUGCUUUAUAUCCUGUGAAGGUGUCCUUAAUUUGAGAAUGGCUGGGACAUUAGCACAUGCCUUAUGUCCCUGUUGCUCUGGAUACCGGGUCUCUGAUCACAAGAUGCCCACUGUGGGCGCCUGGUGGGCUCAGAGUAAGUACUGUCUGUGUGACGUAACGGGGAGGAGUGGCUUCGUCUCGGAUGAACAUCUCCUCUUGUCACUCAGCCAUGGGUCUAGUCAAAGGGUGUCUGAACUGGAGCUCAGAGCAAGACAAACAAAAAUCCGGUAAAGCUGUAACAGACACGCUUACAGCCCAUGAAAUUGUAAAAUACAGCUUAACGAUGCGAGAGCGCUGCUUAUCACUUAGCCUUUCGUGAAUGCUUUAUAAAGGAGAAUAUUAUUGUCGUCGUGUAAAAAUCUCAAAUCUCCAGCCUUUCUAACUUUUGCUCUGCAGCCCUUUGAACUGCUGGGACCCGUUUAAAGCGCCAUGGGGUAAAAAAACAACAAAAAAAAUGUUUGUGUGACAAGUUCAAAAGAGGCUUUUCCUUUUUUCCUCGUAUCCUGAAAAGCUGACAUUUGGGGCCGUGCGAGCUUUUCAGCCGACAGCAACCAUAUUGCUCUUUCAAAUACGGAUUUACUUCACAAAAACAAUCUGGGAUGUUGCAGCUCGUGUUGGGAUUUGGAAACACACUUCUGCAGCAAACUCAUGCCUGGGAGCUGCAGCAGGCUUCCUUUUCAGUGUGAUGAUGUGUGUGGACUCUGGGACUUGUUCUGAAGCAGCCUCAACUAUUAAAAGGACUGCUGACCCAGCAGCUGUGCACCUCUCAGAGGACUUAAGUUUCCACACUCCCACUAUCCAUCCAUGCUGUUUAUGGCUCAGGAUAGUGUUCAUACUCAGCUAUGUUUGAUGUUCUUAGAUUCUGGGAAAAGGCUAUACCUCUCAGUGCUUUGAAGUGUAAAUUUGGGUCUUUUUGAAGAACCUCGUGAAGGAAAGGGAAGAGAUAGUGACAGCUGAAUACGUACUGUUUACAAGCUGGUGGUUUGAUGACGGCACCUUCCAUCCCUUAUCCGUCUCUUUUGGUGGCACUGACCUCUGAUGACACGAGGUCAAACCUCUGCUUGCCUUCGAGUUCACGGGUCGGAAGCCGUUUAGUCUCAGAAAGGUGAAACUGGAGCAGGAUCCAGCUCUGACCCAGAUACGCCGCUCCAGCUGAGCUCUGAAUCAGAGCCUCCUCUUGAUGAUUUUUCUUUUUAUUAUUAAGCAGGAAACUGUAGUAAACAGUCAUCAAUAUGAAAUAAACUCUUCCUGUCCGCAUUGAUUUUUCUUUACUCUUUUUUUGUCUCCACCUCCACAUGUCAGUGAGUUCAUCUCUUCUCAUUGGUGUUGAUUUAUUCCUCUGGUUCGGCCUUUAGGAGCCUCAUUUUGCACAUGUUCUCGACUCUCAUGCCGUCCACAUGCAGUACAGCAGCGUGCAUUCCUACCCGACGUGCUCUUGGAUCGCCACGAGCGACACUUGGCAGGCGCAGCAGCCGUCUCCAUCGCGCCCGAGCUGCUGUGUUUUUGUGGGCCCGCUUACCACGCUACAGCUUCUGUUGCCUCGGGCCUCCCCAGAUUGUGAGCUCAGAGGAAAUGGAGUGACAAGGGAGGACAGAGCAGGCGGAAAGGCAGAAAGCAAACGGAGACAUGGAGUGAAAAGAGACUGAAAUGACAGAAGGAAUAAGAUAUAACUGAGAGGUUCCCUGUCAGUCCAUAUCCUGAUAGAUUUGCAGUUUGCAUGUCAUGCACACAAAGAAGCCUGAACUCUGGGUGCUCUUCAAGCAUUCGUUCAAUAUUUGCAUGAGUUUGUAUAAAGUGGGCUCCAUGAGCACAGUAUGCGUGUUCGUGUGUGGCCGGUAUGAAGACAUGAAGGAGGAAGGGCCGCUGUGGUGCUUAUAUGUCACCCAGUGCCAGAGGGGAAAUGACUUCUCUCUGUCCCCGACCCAGGGGAGGCAGAGGAGGAGCACGGCUGACUACCCUCGCUCCUCUGCCUUUUUCUCACCCUCUACCCCAAAAAUGCAGCCAAAGCCUCAAUCAUGGCCUCCCCCACCGGCUCUGAGUCACUCACAGGCGUUUUCUUAUGCUCACUUGCUCACAGGCAUACGCUUGCAUUAUCCCCCUUCUUCUCCUCCUGUGGCUCUCAUCUUCCUUCUGUUCCCCUCCUCCGCUGUUCUCUAUCUACCUCAUGCUUACUGUUUAACCCUCCCGCCACCUCCUUCUGCCAUUUUUCACCCCCCUGCAGCUUGAUGUCAACUUUUAAGUCUCAUCUACCCAAACACCAUCACAUGCUCGUGUUGCCCCCCCCCCCCCCUUCCUCGCAACUGCGACCGUCUCUCAGGAAAAUGAUAAACAAACUCACAACAAACCAAGGCCUCUGAUAUUUCCUUCCCUCUGUUCAAUUAAACAUGGCCUCCAUCUGCUUCUUUGUUUCGCUUCGGCUUUUCUUCUGCAAUAUUGACUGUGGUUGUUUUUUUGUGAUUGUUUCUUAAGACUGUGUUUUAACCUUGUUAUAACCACAGGUGUGUGCAUAUUAACACCGGAGGAACAUGUCAUGGGGGGCGUGUGUCUGCUUGUGUGUUUGGAGGAAGGAGGACUUGUUCUGCUUCAAGGUUCUGUGCCAAAACUAUUUUCAGAACAUUAAAUCUCUGUUUAUGUGCCAUACUGAGAAAUUUAUGAAAUAAAAAUAACGUUUUUCACAAUUUUCAA